UAUAAAGGACACUUGUUCUUUCCCUGGGGAGAUAAGAAGAUGGCUUCCCUUCAUACAAGCCAGAAGAUGCCGUGGGUCCCCACCAACUUACAGAAAGCUGCUGGGAAGGACAUGUCUAACAGGAAAGUCCUGGUGCUGGUUUUGAUGUUGCUGCUGUCUCAACUGGCCUGUGAUGCUCACAGCGUGUCUGAGUGCUGCAGACAACCACCUCGCAAUUGUCGCCUCCAUGUGUUGCUUUGUCGCUCUGGCAGCAAAAAUCUGGGGGGAACACUCACAGGAGACGCUGCUGCUGGCAUUCUCACCCUGGGUAAACGGAGAGAAGAUGAUCGCUUGCAGAGCCGACUCCACCAGCUCCUUCAAGGCUCCAGGAACCAAGCAGCAGGGAUCCUGACAAUGGGCAAGAGGACUGAAGAGAUGGGUAGAGAGCAGUACAUAGACUGGAUGACUCAGUCAAGAACCUUCACGACGCCACUGCCCGUUUUAAACUAAAUACCUCAUGGUAUAAACAAAAGACUCUGUUAAAAUCUAAGUGAAAAAAUAACACCUAUUUGGUUACCAUUAUUACACUAUCUGCUCAUGUAGAAAUAAUUUUGUGAUUUUGUUUUUCAUUGUGCCUUUAUGAAUGUGAUGCUCUGUGUACUGGCUUAUCAGAUGACAUUAGGACAAUGUGUAAUUUUGUAAAAAGCCUUGUGGUAUAAUAAAAAAUCUAAAGCUGA
This is a messenger RNA of Epinephelus lanceolatus (giant grouper), 716 nucleotides long. It is a transcript of the gene hcrt, whose product is annotated as hypocretin (orexin) neuropeptide precursor. Gene Ontology annotation, cellular component: perinuclear region of cytoplasm. Gene Ontology annotation, molecular function: type 2 orexin receptor binding; type 1 orexin receptor binding; neuropeptide hormone activity. Lineage: Eukaryota; Metazoa; Chordata; Actinopteri; Perciformes; Serranidae. The record is from RefSeq and is a predicted model, not a curated record. Gene Ontology annotation, biological process: eating behavior; sleep; positive regulation of transmission of nerve impulse.